AACGGUUACCUAGUAACCGGUGUAGAGAACAUAUGUAGAGUUUAUUUUCAAACCCGUCUUCUUUGAAGAAGUUUCUAUUCUCCUUAUUUUAUAUCAAAACGAUGGAGGGUUUACCGUUUAUACCUGGCAACUCUUUCAGGGACCCGACAAAAACUAGCUUCCAUCGCAGUCAGACCUUGGAUUAUCAAAAUGGCUAUCGCAUAAAGAAAUUAAUUCAAAGAGGAAUUGGUGGAGAAAUUCUCGAUAAGAACCAGUUGAAUGAACAAGAACUUCAGGAUUUGGCCAAUUUCCACACCCUACAGACCUAUGGUGAACCAAAACCAGCAGCUCCUGAUCCUUUUAUUCCUGCACAUGUCAGCUUAAAUAACAAAGUUCUUAGAUUUUAUUGCUUUUUUAAAGAAACUGUGAAUGAAUCCCCACAGGAAUUCUAUCGCGUACGACCUUGCAAGAUCUACUACUACAUCGUUGACGAUACUAUAUGUGUGAACGAACCACCUGUUGAUAACAGUGGAAUAGCACAAGGUCCAUUUUUGAAACGACAACAAAUUCCUAAGAAUGAUCAAAAGGACAUUUGGCACUGGACAGAUCUGAACAUUGGUAUUGAUGUGACACUUUUUGGUCGCACAUUCCAUAUCUAUGACUGUGAUCUCUUCACAAGGAACUUCCUGGAGAGUGAAGGAAUUGAAGUUAAUGAAAGUGAAGAAGUGCCUGUUGAUCCAUACAUUGACAAUCGUAGGAAGGCAAACUUGCAAAAGACAUACAUUGCACCAUCAGAAUUUGAUAAGCUCAAGCAAUUCUUAGAAAUGGACCGCAAAGUAUUGCGCUUCUAUUGUAUCUGGGAUGAUAGUAAAAAUAUGUUUGGAGAGAUAAAAGAAUACAUCGUACAUUAUUACCUGUCUGAUGACACACUGGAAGUUCGAGAAAUCCACCAUGAGAAUGAUGGCAGAGACCCUUUCCCUGUCCUUAUAAAACGUGACAAAGUACCCAAAAACCGCUGCAAUGUUCCCUCCACAUACCCAGCCAUCUCAAUGGAACUCACCAACCAUGAAGUCAGGGAAUACCUCACUCCACCAGACUUCAUCAUAGGUAAAACCAUCAAUAUAUAUGGCCGAGUCUUUCUUGUCUAUGACUGUGAUAACUUCACCAAGGCUUAUUACAACAGACACUUUGGUAUCACAGAUUUCACUCCCCUUGAUGUAAAACACCUGCUUCCAAAGCGAUCUGGCCCUGAACCUACAACUGUGACCAAGACUGUACCUGAAAAUUAUAAGAAAGCUGAUAAAACACUUCAAUCUCAAACAGCAGCAGCAGCUAAUCAGCCAGGAAUGAACUUAGAAGAAAACUGUGAGAGACCAGAAAGAGCUCAUGUGCCAGGAAUGGAAGACGUAACUGCUCCAACCAGAGGAGUUGAUGUGACAGACACAACUACUCCAGUUCCCCCACAAUUCGCUCAAACAGAUAAUUCGUAUUUGAGCAAAAAUGAUAUGGUGACUUUGCGGUUUGAAGCAAUCAUGGAUAGUGUCAUGGAUGAGAAUAAAGGUCGCCGCUUUAUAAUCACUUAUCACCCAGCAGACCAGAAGAUUAUGGUUCAUGAGCCACCUUGUAGAAAUUCUGGCAUUGUAACUGGAAAGUUCCUUAAUUUAAUGAAAGUUCCCAAACCUAACAGUGACCCUGAAAACCCCGUCUACUAUGGUAUACACGACUUCUAUAUUGGAGCAAAAAUUGACCUUUUUGAACACAGAUUCAUCAUUAUCAAUGCAGAUCUAUUUGUCUUGAAAUAUAUGGAGGCACAUAAGGACCAAUUUCCCAGCUCUAUUAUCCAGUCUAUGAAGGACAAUAUCAAAGUUUCUCAUAAGGAUUUUGAUGACAAGGUUCCAUUCAAACGGUCACCAGGAGACUUAUGUGCCCUUGUGGCAAAAACUAUCACUCACAUGAAAAGCAUUGGUUUGACUGACAGAGCAGAGGUCUUUGAACUCUUCCUGAAAUAUGACAAAGAUCGGGAAGGUUAUCUGCGAGCUGAACAUAUACAGAACAUCUGUAGGAAACUGCAUCUUCCUUCUGAUAAGGAUGUUGUCAAUGAGAUUGUGAAAAUGUGUACAAAUGACCCAGAAGGGAGAAUAACAUUGGAGCAAUUUCGAAAAUUUGUGGAAAGCUACUGAAUGGCCAGGCAUUCUUGUUUUUUUUUUUUUUCAUUUUGUUAUUUUUGUUAUAUUCCACAAAACUGAAUGAGAUAUUUAAAUGAAAAAGUAAGAUAUAUUAUUCUUGUGUAUCCAGCUCUAAUAAUAUCUUAUAUUAGUUGUAUUUCAAAGUUAACAUGGCAGUCAUAUUGGAAAUAAAGCAGUUUCUCAACUUUUUAA
This is a messenger RNA of Octopus sinensis (East Asian common octopus), 2357 nucleotides long. RefSeq names its product EF-hand domain-containing protein 1-like. Gene Ontology annotation, molecular function: alpha-tubulin binding; calcium ion binding. Bases 102 to 2159 code for a protein of 685 amino acids. The record is from RefSeq and is a predicted model, not a curated record. Lineage: Eukaryota; Metazoa; Mollusca; Cephalopoda; Octopoda; Octopodidae. Gene Ontology annotation, biological process: cilium-dependent cell motility; mitotic spindle organization; mitotic cytokinesis. Gene Ontology annotation, cellular component: axoneme; mitotic spindle. The transcript is spliced from 13 exons.